GGGGCGGGGCCCCUGGGGCAGUGGGGAGGGCCUGGGCAGGCCCGGGUUCUUUGAGGGGCUGCCAGCCUUUCCUUCUCCCUCCUCCCACGGCCUCAACCUCAACCCCGAUGUCCUUCCCCCAGCAGUCUCCCACACCUCCAGUGCGGGCCAGCCUGCAUCCUCUCCUGUCUCACCCUGUGCCCCUGUCCCAGUUCUCAGGGGUGGGAGGCAACAAGGAAUGCGCAAAGGACCCCGGGGCCGGGCGGCUCUGCAGGGACCCAUCUGGCGGACUUGGGGCUGGGCGGGGAAUUCAGGGUGCCCGGGAGCCCCGCCCCACCGCUGGCAGGGAGAAGGGACCUUCCGCGGCUCCAGAAGCCACAGGGAUGGCAGGCCCUCGCCACCCGGUGUCGGUGUGCGCGGCAGCCCUGGUGCAGACGGGGCACCUCCAGACGUUCGCUUUUUCUGUGCGCUGGUCGGACGACAGCGACACUUUCGUGCGCAAGAGCUGGGACGAGUUUAGGAGACUCCACAAGACCCUUAAGGAGACGUUCCCGGUGGAGGCCGGCCUGCUGCGGAGAUCCGACCGCGUUUUGCCCAAGCUUCGCGACGCGCCACUGGUGGCGCACGGGGGGCGCACGGGCCGCGGCCUGGAGCGCCUGCGGCUGCUCGAGGCCUAUUCCCGGAUGCUGCUGGCGGUGGCGGGGCGCGUGUCCCGGAGCCCGGCGCUCGUCGGCUUCUUCGCGCCGCAACCCUUGGACCUGGAGCCCACGCUGCCCCAGGGCAGCCUGGUGAUACUGCCCGUCCCCGAGGAGCCCCCAGCACGGCCCGCGGGCAACCUCGUCAUCCGCAGCCUGGAGACCCAGAGGCUGCGCUGCCUGCAGCCCUUCUGCGCCCAGGACACGCAGGGCCAGCCCUUCCACACGCGGGCCCAGGAGGCCCUGGACGUGCUGCUGCGACACCCCUCAGGUUGGUGGCUGGUGGAGAACGACGACAAGCAGACGGCCUGGUUUCCCGCUCCCUAUCUGGAGGAGGUGGCCCCAGGCCAGCGGCAGGCGGGGCAGGAGGCGGCCCUGCCCCCGGGGAGCAGCGGGCGGCAGUUCUGUGCUGCCCGCGCCUAUGAGGGGAACCGCGCCGACGAGCUGUCAGUGCCCGCCGGGGCGCGCGUGCGCGUGCUGGAGGCGUCGGACCGCGGCUGGUGGCUGUGCAGGGCCGGCAGCCGCGUGGGUCUUCUUCCCGCCGCGCUGCUGCGGCCCGACGGCCUGGGCACGCUCCUGGGCCGGCCCGGGCUGCAGCGAGGGGUCGACGGCGGCCAGGAACGGGCGGCGGAGGCCCGCGGCUCCCCACAGGCGCUUCCGGCCACGAGCCCUCCCCCGACGGUGCCUGCCCGGCCCGGGCUGAGCACCAUCCGGAGCCGCUGCUGCACCAUCACAUGGAGGGCGCUGGGGCAGGACCCGGGGCCCCCUUGAGGGCGGGUGGAGGUUCCCCAGCUUUGCUGAGCCGAGAAAGAACCGGAGGAUCCAGACCCCAAGGGAUGACGGAUGCCCCCGCAGCCCCCUCCAGGCUGGGGGGGUUCUCUGGCAGCACCACGAGGCCACAUGUAUCCUUUGUCCUUUCCCCCCAGUAAAGCUCCUACCAA
Choloepus didactylus (southern two-toed sloth) is the source of this 1615-nucleotide messenger RNA. It is a transcript of the gene NOXO1, whose product is annotated as NADPH oxidase organizer 1. NCBI's taxonomy places the organism in Eukaryota, Metazoa, Chordata, Mammalia, Pilosa, Megalonychidae. The record is from RefSeq and is a predicted model, not a curated record. The transcript has 8 exons. Gene Ontology annotation, molecular function: superoxide-generating NADPH oxidase activator activity; protein binding; phosphatidylinositol binding. Gene Ontology annotation, biological process: superoxide anion generation. The coding region runs from base 108 to 1445 and encodes 445 amino acids.